GCGCUUUCACAUCUCCUCUCAUCUGGCAAUUCAUCUCUCGUGCUAGAAGCUCUCUGGGGAUUGCGUAACCUCAGCGAUCAGGCCUUCCAACAACCGGAUAUGCAUGAUCUACUUUUGCGCUUGGUACUGCUGUUGCAAAGCAGCGAGGAGCAUGUGGCUACUUGCGCAGCUGGGUGUAUCUGUAACUUGACAUGCCAGAAUGCCGAUAACAAGAGUAGUCUGAUUGAAUUGGGUCAGUUUCAUUUGUUCACUUUUCUCUCCGUUUCCAAUCAAAGUGUGCGAUUAAGAGGGGUUCCUGUACUCUGUCAGACGUUGAUCGAGAACGCUGAUCAUGAAGAGGUUACUGAGCCAGUGUGUUCUGCUCUACGACAUGUAACUCAUCGGAAUCCGCAUUACGAGGCUGCAAUCUAUCAGGUCACUACGAAUAUAUUGUAA
This is a messenger RNA of Protopolystoma xenopodis, 435 nucleotides long. The record is from the annotation of a GenBank genome assembly. NCBI's taxonomy places the organism in Eukaryota, Metazoa, Platyhelminthes, Monogenea, Polystomatidea, Polystomatidae.